AUGUCGGCGCCUAUCUCGAAAGAAUUUUUGUCGGGGAGUGUAUCCCUCAUCCUCUGGUUGUAUGACCACUAUGAAGAGAGGCGUCAGCAAACUGAAGUCGUCUGCAAUGAUUGUAGAUCACUUUUUCUACCAUGGCCAAAGAAGAUACAAAAAUCAUUUGCUUUUGGUGAAAAAUCAGAAGGGAGUGGGGAAGUACAAACCCAGGGAGAAAUGCCCCCAAACCAAAAUAACAAUGAAGAGGAUGACAUUUCAGAGAAAGAGAAAUCUGACCUGGCACUUCUGGACAACCUCCUGGCAAAGGCACAAAAGGCUAGGGACGUGCAGGCAAAGUUGUCAGAAAACAAACCAGCUAGACCUCAUAAUAAAGUCGCAAAACCACCAAAGCCACAACCCUCAGGGAAAGAUCCAGGCCGACCUCUUAAGACUACAAACAAAGACAAUGUAAAGACUGUCUGUGAUUCGACCAGGACUGGUAAAAAUCCGGGAGGUCAGCGUCACAGUUAUGCACAAAAGGUGACAAAGUCUGCAGACUCUAAACCAAAAUAUGUUCCAGCUCACAGUAGUGCUCCAUUUAAGACUGACCAAAAUUUGCACAAGAAAAAGUUGGUAUCAAGACCCAGGUCAGCUGAUCGUUCGUCUGCAAGUAAAACUAGUGAGCGACAAGUCACUAAAUCAAAGCCAGAACAACGUAGUGCAGACUGUUUCAAAGAUUUGAAUGGAGAAGUGCCCAAUACUCGACUCCCUCCUCUUGAAAAUACUCACACAAACACUCACCAUGGCAAUGAAUGUGAGAACAUGUCUGUUUCGAACUCAAAAGAGCUGACAACCAAGGAUUCUCGCCAAGCAGGUGUGAUAGGAGAUGGUGUUGGCUUCCCAAGUUCUCAUCCAAAGAAUGUGCAGCAGACGAUAGCACCUGGUGCGAAAUCUGAAGAAAAGGCAGAGUUCCUGCUUCCAAAGGAUGGAGGCAAACUUUCUCUACCAGGAAAGUUCAAGAAGCUUCUUCACACCAAUCGGAAACUGAGAGAGAAGCUUGCAGCAGCCUGUCAUACCUCAACUGUUGAUAAAACAGAUUGUGAACAGAAGUUUUUGAACAGAUAUGAGCAUGCCUUGUCGUCUUCAAAAAACAAACAUGUUCAGUUACACCGGAGUGUCGUGGAGUUGGAAAAUGAUUACAAAUCGGUAUCCAAUCUGCUGGCAGAAGCAAAACUAGACUCUUUAUCGGAGGAAACAUGUGCAAAAGAUGUCUUGAAGGCAAAAAUAAUCCUUGCAGAUGUGCUCUCCAAGUUUUAUUCAAUGGAAGAAGAGUAUCAACUCAUUCAAAAAGGUUUGAAAGUUGCAAAGUCAAAAAAUCUGUUUUCAAAUGACUCUCCAGUUUCUAUAGAAAACUACCGAGAACUGGAUCUUGACCUUCAUGCCUUACAUGUACACCAAAAGAAACAAGCUCCAAGCCAAUGUGAACUCAUCCAGUACAAAUCGUUGAAGAAAUUGACCCAGUUUGUCUUGCUGAAAGGCCAUGUUGAUACUCUCCAAGUUGAACAGCUUGUUUCUGACAAGACAGCUGUUGAGCUCCUUGAUUACCUGAAAGAGUCCAAUCCUGAGUACAGUUGCUUCAACGAAGCGUAUCGGUCCAGCUAUGCCAUGCUGUGUUCAUCAGGCAGAUAUUUCCCAGCCAUGGUGAAGGAUACACUAUCCAACGAGGAUUCUGAUGACUAGGUCGCUAGCACUUAUCUUGGUGGUUCCAUAAGCCUUCUGUCGAUGGAACUACAUUCUGAACUUCCUGACCAAUAUGCAUGGUGUUACAAAGACAGCAAGGAGGAAUUCAAUACAAGAUUGUCGAGAUGCUGGAACCAUCUCUUCCCUUAAUUGACCCCAGCUGAGCCUCUUCAAAAACUUGGCAUCAGUUGGAUUUGUGUGAAUGGAUGAUACAUGUAAUAUGUUAUAUAAUUUGCUACGGAAUGCUGGCAUUCAU
Messenger RNA from Lineus longissimus, 1969 nucleotides. RefSeq lists its product as uncharacterized. The transcript has 11 exons. The record is from RefSeq and is a predicted model, not a curated record. NCBI's taxonomy places the organism in Eukaryota, Metazoa, Nemertea, Pilidiophora, Heteronemertea, Lineidae. The coding region runs from base 1 to 1713 and encodes 570 amino acids.